UUGUCCAAUUCUUAACCAAUAAGAUAUCAAACUUUAGAUUUCGAUAUUUUUCGAUAUAUUUCAGUAGUUAUUCAUUAUAUAAUAUCAUUCGAUGGUGAAUACUUGUAACCUAAUUUUCCUGACUUAAUUCGUGAAAAUUAUCUUGAUAAAAAUUAAUAAAAGUCAUGUCUGGAAGACCAAUGAAAUUUCCAUAUACAAUUGCUGCAAAAAUAACUCGUUUUCCGUUUCAUCAUUACUUCAUUAAAAGUGAAACAGGUUGGGUAUUCCGGUAUUGGGCAAUUAGUAUACUUAUUUGUGCACCUCUAUGGUAUAAAUUUCAACAAUUAAGUCAUAAUCCAGAAAAUGUUAAAAAAUGGGAUGAGAUCCAUAAACAUCAAUUUUCUGGAGAAAUGCGUCAUUAAAUUAUAUUUGAAAAUAUUGUAGUAAUAUGAAAUGAAAUGAAAAUAUACAAUACUAAAUUAGUUAAUGAAAA
Messenger RNA from Apis cerana (Asiatic honeybee), 472 nucleotides. RefSeq names its product reduction of Rh1 (gene roh). NCBI's taxonomy places the organism in Eukaryota, Metazoa, Arthropoda, Insecta, Hymenoptera, Apidae. The record is from RefSeq and is a predicted model, not a curated record.